UUUAAAACUAACGCUUUCCUGGCAUAACUUGCAUACGAAAAGCGGAGCGCAUCACAAAAAUUUACGAUUUAUGCCUUUAAUCAUGCAUCAUGAAUUCUUAUUUACUUCCUUACUUCAAAUCUGUUUGCAUCAAGUCAUUAGUACUACCGUAGCAAGCCUAUUGGCAGUGUUUUAAAAGUAUAUGUAGCGUAAACUGGUUGUUUGAGCAAACUUGAAAGGUUUAUCUACUUCUGAAACAAAGCUUUCAACAGAUGAAACCACAUAGAAUGCCAUUGGAUAAUGAUCGGAGUAUUCCGAGUUUGGAUAUUCCUGCAACUUUUCUUGCUAAAGCAAGACGCUGACUGCACAGCGAACAGGAAAUUAUACUCUGGAUACAAGAUCAUCCAAGCCAACGUAACAGAUGCUGAUCAACGGUGGCUAUUACGCGAACUACAUCAUUAUGGAAACGUGCGACUUUUAACCCCAACAGCCGCUCUGAGCCAUAACGUGCAUCGUUCCAAAUCCAUAUCAGCACUUGUUCCACCAGAAAACUGGCAGAAUCUUGAGGCGCUGUUGAAAGACCACGGAGUGAUCUAUGACACAGUGAUUUAUGAUUUUCAAAAAUACAUUGACGACAGCAUGACGACUUCGGUACCACGAGGAACCCGGAGGAGAAAAAAUGAACAUCUGCGUUACAAACGGGAAUUCAAGUCACAUACGUCCAAACUGAAUAAAUAUCAGACAUAUGACGAAAUUGUGAAUUACCUAAAAGCUCUCGAGAAGAAAUUUGCCGGCAUUAUUCACCUAGGAAAGCUUGGUGUGACGACUGAAAAGCGCACUUUGUAUGCGGUUCACCUAGGCCAGAGAUUUCCCAAGCGUCCUCAUAAAGGUCAUCCGAAAGCGGUAAUUGUGAUCGAUGCGGGCAUCCACGCUCGUGAGUGGAUAACCGUUUCAUCGGCGCUGUGCCUCAUUGUGCAUUUGGCCACAUAUUACGAAAGCGAUGCAUUCCUGCAGAAGUUCCACUGGAUUAUUUUACCGCUGGUCAAUGCCGAUGGAUAUGAGUAUUCAUGGAAAACCGAUCGUUUAUGGAGAAAAACCCGUUCAAAGCCUCCAAACGCAGAAAUUGCUGGGGAUCGCGAAUGUGUUGGAGUGGACCCCAACAGGAAUUGGGGAACCCACUGGGGAGAAAAAGGAGUACAAAGAUAUAACGUCUGCACUGAAGUCUAUGCUGGGCCAUAUCCGUUUUCUGAACCGGAAGUAGCGGCACUCAGCGACAUCAUCGAAUACUAUCGUGAACAUGUGGCACUUCAUAUAAGCUUACAUGCCUUCAGUCAAAUAAUUUUAUCACCAUUUGGAUAUAAAGGCGAAGCAAACGGUGACCAUAAAAAACAGGCGCUGGUAAUGAAGGCGGGUGUGGAUGCCAUAAAAGCUACUUCGGGGUUGAACUACAAAUAUGGUUCCAUUUACGAAGCAAUGUACGCAGCUAGCGGCAGCUCCAUAGAUUUCAUCUACGAAGCGCUUGGAGUUAAGGAGACGUUUGUUAUCGAACUAAGGGAUACUGGAAAGUUUGGCUUCGUCCUUCCCCAAAGAGAAAUUUUGCCCACUUGCAAGGAGUCCAUUGCGGCAAUAAUUGCCAUGGCAAAAGAAACGAGUAGAGCCGACUAACGCAUACUACUGUUUGAUGUGUAGUUAUUUUUGGGAACAGGAUUAUCCUACGGUUCCUACGUAAGGACGUUCUUCUUUCUGAAUUGGUUGGACAUGUCACAAUCUGAUGACAUCAGAUCGUAUAGUUUUGUUCGUACCCGUAUUAUACUACAGCGGCCAGGAAGCAGUAUUUUGGGUGAUUUAGAUAA
Paramacrobiotus metropolitanus is the source of this 1832-nucleotide messenger RNA. RefSeq names its product carboxypeptidase B-like. Gene Ontology annotation, biological process: proteolysis. Lineage: Eukaryota; Metazoa; Tardigrada; Eutardigrada; Parachela; Macrobiotidae. The transcript has 6 exons. The record is from RefSeq and is a predicted model, not a curated record. Bases 280 to 1644 code for a protein of 454 amino acids. Gene Ontology annotation, molecular function: metallocarboxypeptidase activity; zinc ion binding.